AUGGAUGCCACACAAGCAGACAUCGAAGCAGCGACCGGCAUCGGGCAUGCUGAGACGAGCACCAGCGAAUCCGCUUCAUCUUCGGGCGAACAGCGUGCGCUCCAACCAGCAGAGUCGUACGGACAGCGCUUGACGAGGGUGCUCACUGGCGAGGACAAUCCAAAAGGAGAGGGAAGUGCGGGAGGUUCACGGCAGCGACGGAAGAAGCUGUUGCCAUCCCUGGUACGUCAGAGGCAUCGAAAUGGUCUCAAGAGCGAACGAAGCAAACGACCCAAGCAGACCGCGGUGCGACGAUCAGAAGAAGAGCUGGGAAGCACAGCCGACUCUGAAAAGGUCGCUCGGUCUCAAAAUGGGCAAAGCAACUCGAGUGCGCAGUCAAGCGACGCAAGCAGCGAACCAGAACGCAUCAAGAUCGUCGGCGAAGAUGGCAAGCCGAUGCGACGGAGCGGCAUCAAGGAGCGAGUGCUGCAUUUCACUCCGUCUUGGUUCUCCGUGACGAUGGGCACCGGUGUCAUUGCGACGCUGCUCAACCUGCUUCCAUGGCCAUCAAUCCAUUCGGGGCUGCGAUGGCCUGCGCUGUGCUUCCUGCUCGGCGACAUUGUCAUCUUCAUCCUAUUCUUCUGCGUCUUCCUUUCGCGGUACUUCAUGUACCCUGAAAUCCUGCCGUUGACGAUCAAGCAUGCGCAACAGUCGAUGUUCCUGGGCACGUUACCCAUGGGACUGAUCACCAUCAUCAGUGGCAUCGCGCAGCUGGGGACGAAAGAAUUCGAGCUGGGCAUCGGCUUCGCGCUUGCGGCGAGCGGGCUGUGGUGGGCAGCCACCGUGAUCAGCCUGAUGACGGCGAUUGGGGUGCCUUUCAGCAUGAUGACCUACCAGAAGCACUACUUUGAAGGUAUCACUGCGGCGCUUCUUCUGCCCAUUGUCCCGCCCAUCACUGCAGCGGCGACAGGCAGCGUUCUCGCGGAGAUUCUGAUGUUCCGGUACCCCACCUAUGCCUUCACCAUCAUGGUGGUCAGCUACCUGGUGUUGGGCAUCGGUCUGCCGCUAGCACUGCUCAUCCUCGUCCUCUACUUCCAGCGUCUGCUGCUGUUCAAGUCUCCACCACGGGAUGUGAUCAUCUCGGUCUUUCUGCCCCUGGGACCCUGCGGCCAGGGUGGCGAGGCGUGUCUCCACCUCGGCCGCGUCGCCCUCGAGCUCUUCCCCACCAUCUCCACCCCCGCCUCAUCCUCCGGCGUGCCGCAGCUCUUCUCCGUCGGCCAAGCCCUGUACGGUGCCGGCCUGAUCUCGGCCAUGCUCCUCUUCGGCCUGGGCAUCUGGUGGCUCGCCAUCGGCGUAUUCACCAUCAUUCGUGAGUUGAAGAGAGGCAAGCUCGGAUUCAACAUGGGCUGGUGGGGGCUCACUUUCCCUUUUGCAAGUUUGGCCAUUUGCACGGCAAGACUGGCGAUAGAGCUGGACAGUCUGACGUUGAAGAUCGUCUACACGGCGUUUGUGAUUGCGAAUGUGAUGCUGUGGUUGUACGUGGCGAUCCCGACGGCGAGGGGCGCGUGGUCGGGGAGGCUGUUCAAUGCGCCCUGUCUGGCGGAUCUGCCGCUCAAGCAGUAG
This is a messenger RNA of Kalmanozyma brasiliensis GHG001, 1602 nucleotides long. RefSeq names its product Voltage-dependent anion channel. Gene Ontology annotation, biological process: transmembrane transport; sulfite transmembrane transport. Gene Ontology annotation, molecular function: sulfite transmembrane transporter activity. Lineage: Eukaryota; Fungi; Basidiomycota; Ustilaginomycetes; Ustilaginales. Bases 1 to 1602 code for a protein of 533 amino acids. The record is from RefSeq and is a predicted model, not a curated record. The transcript has a single exon. Gene Ontology annotation, cellular component: plasma membrane.